This is a messenger RNA of Aspergillus luchuensis, 1362 nucleotides long. RefSeq lists its product as uncharacterized. NCBI's taxonomy places the organism in Eukaryota, Fungi, Ascomycota, Eurotiomycetes, Eurotiales, Aspergillaceae. The coding region runs from base 1 to 1362 and encodes 453 amino acids. The record is from RefSeq and is a predicted model, not a curated record. The transcript has 5 exons.
AUGAGCUCCCAAGUACCGACCAUGGCGGAAAAUUGCUCUCGUAACUCCUUUUUUCGCUUGCCCACAGAGAUCAUUCAGUAUAUUGCUUACUUGCUACCUCGCGACAUCGAUAUGGUAAAUUUCGCCCAAUGCUGCCCUUGGCUAGCAGCAAAAACACUGCCGGGUCAUUCUUCCAUCUGGCGAAGCCGCUUCAUUGACCUUUAUGAUGUUACUCGACAAUAUGCUUCUAAUGAAGUCAAAGUUGAGUAUCAAAUUCGAGCCAUUGUUCUCUCACAAUCCAUCAGUUUCAAAUUCGGCCAAAAGGAAGCGCAGACUCUCUGGCUGGAAGUCCUACGAGAUAUGCUACGUGAAUCAUACUGGCUUCUAGAGUCGAAUGGGCCAUACACUUCUAAGAACCACCAGAAGAUUCGAGACAUACUCUCCAACUCUGAACUUCUGAACAGGCCCGUUAGCGGCUACAGUCAGAAGGAUGCAGGCUCGCCUUCCGAUCUCUUCUGUGCAACCCAGUUGUGCCUGACCGGUUUAGCUCUGGAUCCUCUUAUGUCUGUUCAGUGUCUGAGGACAGACUAUGACGUUGGCGUCGUCUAUGGUUACAGGGCUGAGAACAGCAGACCAAUUGUGCUUGAAAACAAGCUCGACCUGCAGAAGUUACUUCACAUACGCAACUUCUGGCUUCGUCAUCUUCUCUGCCCGACUGAAGCGACCUUUCACGCUUCUUAUAUUAACCUGGCUCCACGCUACAAGCCCAGAUCAUGGGGUGAGCUUGCGCCUUCUGAUGAUGAAUUGCCAUGGAUGGGUUAUGCAUCAUGCGUGCACCCAUACCCGAGAUCUCUGAAGAUCCUCGAGGAUCGCCAGACAUGCGCGGAUCUGGAUACUAAUUGUGCGCAAGUUCGGUUUCAGUCUCUUUCAGUGAAACCCGAUCCCAACCCCUUGAAUUGGCCACCUAUACUUCAAUCAGUAGUUUCUCUUGAUCCUCUGAACUUCGAACGAUCAUAUUUUCGUGGAAUACGGAGAACACCUGACUACGUCGUUCAACCCCCGGAUCUGGUGCGAGGGUUCUGUGAACCAAUCGCCGAUUUCCAAGGGGGCUUCUCUGGCUGGCGUCGCAUUUGCUUCGUGAUAUAUCAAUGGGAUCAAGAGCAGCCGCCCGUUCUUUCUGCUAACGAUGGCACAGAGCCCGCUCUGGAUGAGAACGCAGGGCCUUUCGAGGCAAAAUGGCCGCCACCAGACUUUGAGUCUGAUUUUUACUUAGUACAGGUUUACGAGGGCGUGAUCCUACCGGAAGGUAGAAUGAUGAUCGGAACUUGGAUAGAUCUGCUGGAGACGCUGGACAAGGGUCCGUUUAUCUUUUGGAAACGAUGA